This is a messenger RNA of Prunus dulcis (almond), 3669 nucleotides long. Its product is annotated as receptor-like protein kinase FERONIA. Gene Ontology annotation, molecular function: protein kinase activity; ATP binding. Gene Ontology annotation, biological process: protein phosphorylation. The transcript has 2 exons. The record is from RefSeq and is a predicted model, not a curated record. NCBI's taxonomy places the organism in Eukaryota, Viridiplantae, Streptophyta, Magnoliopsida, Rosales, Rosaceae. Bases 1 to 3669 code for a protein of 1222 amino acids.
AUGAAUAAACUCCUUCUCCCUCCUCUGCCUCUUUACCUCCUUCCCCUGUUUCUGCAAAUUGCCACCCUACUCUCUGCACCUAUCUACACUCCGGUUGAAGACAUCACUAUCAACUGUGGCUCUUCCGAAACCUUAACCAACAUAUAUGACAAGCGAGAUUGGGCUGGAGAUAUCAAUUCAAAAUUUUCCCCCUCUGAAUUACACCAAGCUAACACCAACACCUCCUCCGAAGUCAGAAAAGCUCCUCCCUCCUCCUCUGCUAGCCAAGUGCCCUACACCACAGCUAGGCUUUCUCUUUCCGAAUUUAGUUACACAGUUCCCCUCUCCACCGGACAGAAGUUUAUUCGCUUCUACUUCUACCCAGUUUCAUAUGACCCCGGCUUCGACCGGUCCAAAGCCCUUUUCUCUGUCCAAACAGGUGGCUUUACCCUUCUCCAUGAUUUCAAUGCUUCUGUAACUGCUGAUGCUGGUGACACUGAGACGCUAAUCAGAGAGUUCUGUUUGAACAUUGAUGAAGGACAGAGUUUGACCAUCACGUUCACUCCGAGUAGAGCAAUCCCAGAUGCUUAUGCCUUUAUUAAUGGGAUUGAGAUUGUGUCCAUGCCCACCAAUCUUUACUACACUGCAUUCGAAAGCCAUGGAGUUGAUUAUGUAGGCAACGAAGUCAAUUAUCUCAUCGAAAACAUCACGGCGAUGGAGAUGGUUUCCAGGUGGACUGUUCUUCCACAAAACGUUAGCAUUAAACCCAACUUUGUGAAAAUACCAGAGUACUCUGCUCCAGACGCAGUUUACCAAACUGGCCGGUCCAUGGGCAGCAACCACACCCGAAACAAGCGCUACAGCCUGACCUGGGAAUUUCCCGUAGAUCCCAAGUUUCUUUACCUGCUAAGGCUACAUUUCUGUGAGUUUGAGCCUGAAAUUAUGGACACCGGGGACCGAUCGUUUCUAAUCUAUGUGGAGAACCAACUUGCUGAGCCACAAGCCGACAUAAUCCUGUGGAGUGGUGGAAAUGGGAUACCAAUCUACAGGGAUUACGUCGUGUUCAUGCCUGCAAGCCCUGAUCAGAAGAAAGUUAAGCUCUUUCUUGCAUUGCAAGCAAACCCAAGAGAUUGGAUGACUAAAUACAAUGAUGUACUCUUGAACGGCCUUGAACUCUUCAAACUCAGUGAUACAAAUGGAAAUCUUGCCGGACCAAACCCCGAGCCACCUCCAUACAUUCCGGUCGAUGCUAUCACCGUUCAAUGCGGCUAUUCCGGCCAGCUGGUCAAUCAGGAUGACGGCCGAAAUUGGACUGGAGACAUAAAUUCAGAGUUUUCACCCGUUGAAGUACACCAAGCUGCAAGUUACACAUCCCUCGUAAGAGACGCACCUCCGUCGCCCUCCCUUGCCAGCAGAGCUGUGCCGUACAACAGAUCGCGGCUGUCUCGCUCUGAAUUUACAUACACAUUUAACCUCACCACUGGCCAAAAGUUCAUUCGUCUGUAUUUCUACCCUGUUUCAUAUGGUGUCGACUUCCACCGCUCCAAUGCAGUCUUCUCCGUCAAAGCUGGUGGCUUUACCCUUCUCCACAACUUCAACACUUCUCUCACUGCCGAUGCUUCUGGGAUGGAGACGAUAUACAGAGAAUUCUGUGUAAGCAUUGAGGAGGGAGAAAAGAGUUUGAACAUCACAUUCACUCCAAGCCGGGCAAGCCCAGAUGCGCAUGCCUUUAUCAACGGCAUUGAAAUUGCAUCCAUGCCUAGGAAUCUUUACUACACUCCACCGUACAGCGAUGGGGCUGAUUUUGUUGGCAAACAAAUCAACGUCCGCAUUGAAAACACGACUGUUCUAGAGAUGCUCUACCGAUUGAAUGUCGGGGGAGCCUUACUCCUUCCCAAGAAAGAUACUGGCAUGUACCGCAAAUGGGAUAGUCAUGAUGAGGAGGAAAGUUACUUGGACACUUCAAAUUUAAGUUUGAGACAAAAUAGUAGUAUAGAACUCAAAUUUAACAUAAUUGCAAAGUACACUGCGCCAAAAGAAGUUUACCAAACCGGUCGGUCAAUGGGUGAGGACGCCAACAUAAACAAGAGCUUUAAUCUCAUCUGGCAAUUUCCUGUAUAUUCCGAGUUUUCAUACCUGGUUAGGCUUCAUUUUUGUGAGUUUCAACCUGAAAUCACCAAGGUUAGAGACCGAAUUUUUACAAUCCAAAUAGACAAUCUGACCGCAGAACAAAGAGCCGACGUAAUUGACUGGAGUGGUGGAAAGGAGACACCAGUGUACAGAGACUAUUUGGUAUCCAUGUCUACCACCGCGGGUGGAACCCCGAGCAAAGUCAACCUCUCUCUCGCAUUACAAGCAAAUCCAAAUGCUGGAAUCUUGAAUGGGCUCGAAAUCUUCAAGUUAAGUGACUCAAAUGGCAAUCUUGCUGGACCCACCGAUUUGACGCCGUCAAGUUCAGUAAAACACAACAACAAGUCCAAUCGUAUACUUGCCAUUGCUGCCGGUGUAGCUUCCGGCCUACUUGUGCUCUCUGUCCUGUUUGGAUUCCUGAUUUUCAGGCGACGACUGAAAGCCAAGUCCUUUGUCUCCAUCCACGGGCCAACCAAGUCAACAGAGACUCGCGGGUCAUCUUUACCUCCUUAUUUAUGUCGUUACUUUCCACUGGCUGAGAUCAAAGCCGCCACCCAAAACUUCAAUGAUAGUUUCAUAAUUGGAGUUGGCGGGUUUGGGAACGUGUACAAAGGCUAUAUCGACGACGGUGGGGCAACCCCUGUAGCUAUCAAACGGCUGAAACCCGAGUCAUCACAGGGAGCCCAUGAGUUCAAGACGGAAAUCGAGUUGCUCUCCCAGCUCCGCCACCGCCAUUUAGUGUCUCUCAUUGGAUAUUGUACAGACGACAAUGAGAUGAUCUUGGUGUACGAUUACAUGGCACGUGGGACCCUCGCCGACCAUCUCUACCACAAGGAUAACCCGCCUCUUUCUUGGGAGCAACGGCUUCAAAUUUGUAUUGGCGCGGCACGAGGGUUGAGCUACCUUCAUACCGGUGCCAAGGGCACCAUCAUCCACCGUGACGUGAAGAGCACAAACAUUUUAUUAGAUGAGAAAUGGGUGGCCAAAGUAUCGGACUUUGGACUGUCAAAAAUGGGCACUACCAACACCUCCAAGACUCACAUUAGUACAAUGGUGAAAGGUAGUUUUGGAUAUUUGGACCCGGAAUACUACCGACGUCAACGGCUAACUGAGAAGUCGGACGUGUUUUCGUUUGGCGUAGUACUGUGUGAGGUACUGUGUGCAAGGCCGGCUGUGAUGCAUACGGUGGAGCUAAGGCAAAUGAACUUGGCUGAGUGGGUCCGGAGCUGUCAUCGCGACGGGGAACUUGAUCAAAUUAUUGAUCCAAGCAUAAGGGGUAAGAUUGAAAUUCAGUGCCUGAAUCAGUUUGUUGAGAUUGCAAUGAGUUGCAUGAAUGAUAGUGGGAUUGAACGGCCGUCAAUGAAUGAUGUUGUGAGGGCGCUUGAGCUUGCAUUGCAGCUCCACCGCAACUGCAUUGAAAGGAACAAUGAGGUUGCCUUCGUCAAUGAUAGUGCCGAUGCCGAACUUAGAAGUUCUAAGCCAGGUUGCGCAACAGAUGAAUCCAUCCAAUGUAUAUCUGAGACGAUCUUUUCUGAGAUUAAUGAUCCAAAUGGGAGAUAA